AUGCCUGAAUUGAAUGCGGUUCACAACCAGCGUUUGGCUCAACCGGCUGGUUCUGAUACGGAAGUUGCGAGUUAUGCGAGAGCGCGUGCUCUGUGGAAGGAAGCGGUGAUGACUCGUGACGAUCUGCCGUCUUAUGAGCGUCUGUUGACUCAGGACCGUUUCAUGUCCGUGCCACUCGGUGAGGGUGUGACGAGUUGGUGGCGUGAUACAGUGGAUCACAUACACUCGACCACGGAGAGAGUGGCUCGUGACUACAAUGCUCUGACGCGUGUAUUGAACGAUACUUACUGUAGCCACCGUUUCUGCAUGGGUGCGGCGGAGGCUGCUAAGUUUCACGUGCAACAGAUCGAGGCCAGAGCCAACUUCCAGCGCGCCCGUUACGGUCCCCAGUCCGACUUGUCUGCCUGCCAGCGGGCGUUGGACGACAUGUACGAGUACCUAGAACUCGUCAUGUCCAGAGAUGCCGAGGUCACCAAACUCGCCGACGACGUGUUCGACGAGUGGGAGGUGGUCAUGAACAUCAUGCGCAAUCUCAUCAAGGUGGACCAGGCCACCCAUGAGGCUGCCGUCAAGGGAGAAUCUCAAUCCAGGGCAAAUGAAUUGCUAGCCCAAGCGGCAGUGCCCCACUACACCAUUCCCGGCUACGCGCCUCUCGACCUUCCCGAUGAGGUAGACAAGUCCCUGUGCGGGAACGUUCCCAGCUUCAAGGACUUCUACCACAGCAAGUACGGUAAGUACAAGCUUGGAGGAGACAACUAUGUACUGAUUGAGAAACCCCAUGGAACCGAGCCCUUCAUAGCCCAUCUGGACUGUUGGCCCAUGUUCCCGGAACCCUUUGAGGGCUUCAAGAGAAGAAGAAGCGGUUCAAAACCGACCAAACCUUUCUCUUUGGAAGUCAUGGAAACCUUUGGAUCCAUCGUGGAAGGAGUAAGAAAAUGCUUCAACGUCGACCUGGGCAACUUUGGCAUCGACUACUUCGUCCCCUCCCCAGCUGUGGAUGAGUCCAACGUACCCGCCUCUCUUGAGCUGGCCGGUAGCGGUGACCAAGUCUUCAGCGACCAAAGCUCUCUCGAGCCGAUGACGCCCACGCAAGCGGCCCCCAAGGAAGUGGUGCCCACGCAAGUGGCACCCAAGGAAGUGGUGCCCACGCAAGCGGUACCCAAGGAAGUGGUACCCACGCAAGUGGUGCCGAAGCAACCCCCCAUGGCCUACGUUACCAUUGAGCAGGAGGUGUCCGACGCCAUUAAGGCCGCGUCUGCCCGGUCGGCCCCGGAGUCGGUUCGCACCCCUAUGUCUGGCAGUGGUGCACGUAACAAUGGUGCAAACAAAAAUGCGACUGCCAAGGGUGGCGUCGGAGCCGAGGCGAGGGUUGACGGAAAUGUUGUGAGCACUGGUGCCGAUGGUCUGAGUCGUAUUUUGGGAUGGGGCCAGUCAGCGCUUAGUUUUGUGAAGAGUCACUUUGUGGAGGAGGAGCCGAAACGUCUGAGACGUGAGAAGAUGAACAGAGAAAGAGGGGUGGAGCCUGGUGCUGCUGCCCGCGGCCGCGGAGGCAGUCUGUUCCCCCCGGGCCUGAAGGCUUACAAGUUCAAGCUGGGAGGUGAAGCGGAGCCGGUCGAUCUGCAAGCCGUGUACGGGUUCAGAAAAGAUGUAAACCUGUAUCCCGGCCAGACGGCGAGAUCUGGGGCACUCUGUUUGGGAGAAGUGAAGCGCGUGAACGCCGACGAGGACUCACCCUCAAACCGUCCCGAGCCGAUCGUCCGCUACAACCAGACGGUGGGCCUGGUCCCCACUAGGGCGCUGAAGCAUGCCGAGUUCUGGGGCUACGGUGGAAAAGAACAGUCCGACGAGGAGUGGCCUAAGGUGACUCUACGUCAGCUGAGAUGGCUGAGACUCUUCUACCACAGUCCGUACGUCUACGGAAUCGAGAGAGAGGAGGAGGAGGAAGCGACCGUGCUGGACCCUUGGACCGGUGAAAGCGUCCCGGUUUCCAAAUACCAGGACUAUAACACGGAGCUGAGGCACAGAGCAGAGGCCAACAUGGUGCCGCCGGCAGCGAACAGGUCAGCCGCCAACAGGUCAGUUGUCAACCAACCGGCAAAUGAUGGCGCGGCAAAUAAUGGUGCAGCGACCACUCUUGGUACCACAACGGUUCUUAGCGCGCCGGUUCGAAGCCCAGGGCAGACUGGAAGCGCGGCCGCAAGCCCAGCCGCGCCUGCCAGUCCGGCCCACAUCAGGAGCCCGAGAAAAGUGGACGAGAGCUCCCGCGCCAGAUGCAUUCCCAAGACGGAGCUGCCAGUGUUCGCCCCGCCGCCGCAGAACUCCGCCGCGACCAGUACCUAUAACCCGGGUCCAGGUGUAAGACCAGUGCCCGAUAUUCCGAGACUGAAAUUUGACCCGCCGAGCGACACCACACCCGUCCAAGGAACGCCUUUCCAGUCGACCACGGCACAGAUGCCGAACGGCCCAGUCCAGCAGAGAAGAAGCCACACCUGCGCCGCAGGCGGCUAUUCUCCGCCUGAACCUCAAAUGCAAGAACGCCAGAUGCAAGAACGCCAGAUGCAAGAACGCCAGAUGCAAGAACGCCAGAUGCAAGAACGCCAGAUGCAUGGACGCCAGAUGCGUGGACGCCAGAUGCCAGCACCCCAGAUGCACGGCCGCGCUGGUCACCAUACGACUAACGCUUACGACCGUGGUGCUGCACCGGUCUAUGACCGUAGCUACAGUGGCUACGGCUCUCCAGCGAUUCCGGGCAUGCCUGUUGCAGGCAGUCCGUCCCACGCCUACCCCCCCAGUCCUUCAUACGCCGCGUCUUCAUAUGCCCCCUUCUCCUACGCGGGACCUUCGUACACCACCUCUUCACCCUCGUACGCUAGCCCCUCUUACGUUGGCCCCGCAUAUGGCGGCCCCUCCUACUCCAGCCACUCCUACCCCGACCCGGCCGUGGCGUCGUACCCAAUCAACUUGCCUCCUGAGGUCUACCGCCAGCCCGGCACUGGCCUACCGGUGUACGCACCGGUGAGCAGGCCUGGGCACAAGGUGGACUACUACAGCGAGGCAAAGCGUCUCGGCAUUCGCACGAUCGAGCACAUCUAG
Messenger RNA from Gregarina niphandrodes, 3093 nucleotides. RefSeq lists its product as hypothetical. NCBI's taxonomy places the organism in Eukaryota, Apicomplexa, Conoidasida, Eugregarinorida, Gregarinidae. The transcript has a single exon. The record is from RefSeq and is a predicted model, not a curated record. Bases 1 to 3093 code for a protein of 1030 amino acids.